AUGGAGUAUGCGAGCCAGACCUCUAGCAGAAACCUAUUGAGAAAGGCAACCACUAUUUUGCCAACUAGCCAGUAUCACUGGAUACUGGAAAUUCUCGCAGUCACUCUUAGUAUUUCUGCUCUCGUCGCUAUUGCCAUCCUUCUCCUUCUCUACAACGACAAGCCUCUAUCAUCCUGGUCAUUCCUCUUCUCCUUUAACACCGUGGUGUCAAUUCUCGGAGCUACUUCAAGAGCAACACUAGCGUUCGCUGUGAGCGCAUGUAUCAGUCAAGGGAAGUGGAAUUGGUACAGGAAACGGGAUGAUACUAUCAUGGUCUUCGAUCGCUUUGAAGAAGCCAGCCGUGGUCCCUGGGGAAGUGUCAGGCUUCUAUGGUGGUCGAAGCUGAGACACUGGAUUGCUCUCGGGGCCUUAUCGACCGUCAUUCUGGUGGGCUUUGAGCCAUUUCUACAGGCCAUAAUCGACUUCGAGGGCGAAGAAAUCUCGUUCUCAGACCCUGUCGCCAAAGCAACAAUUGGAAGGACUGGUAGGCUUGACAUCGGCUCUCAUAUCAGUAUCUCAGGGGCUGCAGUCGCACUAACGGUGCCCGACUUUCCAGGAGAAGCAAUUACUGGCAUCUCAAUGUUUUCACAGCAUGAUUUCGGUGCUCUCGCUGCAAUGUGGGCUGGUUUCUCGAAUCUCAUUUCCGCCGAAAACCAGAGGGCGGCAUUCACUUGCCCCUCAGGCAACUGCACCUGGCCGCCUUAUACAUCUUUAGCAACAUGCAGCUCAUGCAGCGAUAUCUCAAAGCACAUUGUCAAGUCAACCGGAAGGACUAAUCUAUUGAAAGCUGAAGAUGACAGCCUUACAAUGGUGGACUUCAUCUCCUCAGGCUCAAUAUAUCCGAUACCUAACAUCACGGCUGGCUACGUCAAGUACGAGAUCCCGGCGCUCGGCAUGAACAUAUCAAAUAUUGAUGGGGCCGCCGUAGCAGCCUUGAAGAAAGACAAUGAAACGAUUGUGAAUACAGAAUUGACAGCAAAAGCAACAACCCAGCCAUCAGAAACAGUCAGCUUCCGCGACAUGAAAUCUCUCAUAAUAUCCUUCGCAAUGAUGGAGUCUAGCAACGACUUCCGAGAAGGCAAGCAGGUCUGGGAAGACAAAGCCAUUACAGCACAAGAGUGUGCUCUAUACUUCUGUACCAAUGUGUAUCAAACCACGGUCAAACAAGGUGCCUUGAAGGAGACUAUUCUAGGUUCCUAUGCUAGUCGAAACCUCGAUUCUUUUCUCUCUCAGAAACCUGACGAGGCCCAGCUGUCAAAGGCAUACAACGAGUACACAAAUCACACCUUGAACUACGACAAGUCAGACUUCAACCGAACCGACCUCCAACUAUUGAUUUCACCGGAGGAGUAUCGCAGCGCCACUGGUCUGAACACAGAUAAUAGCUUACGUUUCAAUAUCUCACAAAAUACAGCCGGAAGCAUCACUGGCGCGUUUGCAAAUCAGUUUGCCCGUCGGCCAAGCCCUUUGAGCAAGAAGCAGCUAGUAUAUCCACCGUUACGUCGAUCCCCUCAGCGCAACGUAAUCACCAGCUUAGGGACAUGCCGGAAUUUCACAGCAAUUUUCGAGGCAGCAGCUGCUGGUUUAACAAAGUACAUACGUGAUCUAUCGUUGGAAGAUGAGCCUUUGGAAGGUAAGACGCAGCAGUGGGUAGUCCACAUUCGCGUGCGUUGGGGGUUUCUAUCUCUUCCGAUGGCGGCAUUAUUAGGUGGCUGCUUGUUCUGCCUCUUUUCGAUCAUUGAAACAAGACGGCUGGGACUGCCAGCCUGGAGGGGAAGUUCGCUGGCUGGGCUAUCCCAUGGACUUGACGCAGAAUCUCGAGAGCGGCUAAGAGCAGCGGAUGGAGUUUCGCAGAUGGAUGCGCAUGCUGAUCGUGUCAAGGUCCGAUUCUUAGAUUCGCCGAUGGGUCCGGAACUGAGACUGAGCCACAACAUAGCUCAUUAG
Colletotrichum phormii is the source of this 1983-nucleotide messenger RNA. RefSeq lists its product as uncharacterized. The record is from RefSeq and is a predicted model, not a curated record. NCBI's taxonomy places the organism in Eukaryota, Fungi, Ascomycota, Sordariomycetes, Glomerellales, Glomerellaceae. Bases 1 to 1983 code for a protein of 660 amino acids. The transcript is spliced from 3 exons.